AUGAGUGCAUCGAUAGAUAUUCCUACAUCGGAGGCUCCACCGAGUUAUAAUCAUGUAUUUGGUAAUAUUCAAUAUAGAUAUGGUGAUGGAUCUCCCAUUCAUUAUUUUGAAAGAGCUCUUGGUGAAGAUGCAGAAAGUGAAAUUAGUUUAGAGAGUAGUAGUCCUCAUGCUGUUGGGCCUGAUAUCCAAAGGUAUACAACGACUGUCUCCAGUUCAAUACCGUUUCAAUUACCGUAUAAUGAUGAGAACCAUGAUAAUAAUACGAUAAAUAUGAAUGGUACAUCUAGACGUGGAAGUACGAACACCACUGGUCAAGCUUCUGUUUGUUCUACGUGGUUAGAAUCCAUGGGCCAUAGUUUUCCUGAUAAUAUGACACGUAUUGAAUCCAAUGAAAUAGUAUCUCCACUUGUUGCAUCUGUAGAGUCUCGUUUUCAAAUUCCAUUAACAAAAUUACAUGAUAGUCAUAGGAAACAAUUGGCAACAAAGGCAAGAAGGUCUUAUUCUAUGUCUUCUUCCUCUGGUAAUCAUCACAAUAGUCGAACAUUUAAAAACUUAUUGUUUCAUAGACGAGAAAGUCAUGCGACUAUACUCGAAGGGAAACAAUAUGAUGGUGAAGAACAUGAUGAAGAAGCAACACCGAAUAAUAAUAAAUUAUCAUUUGAUGAAAAAUAUGUAUAUACUGGGAAUGUACUAGGGGAAGGUUCUGGCGGAUCUGUGAAAGUUGUUAAACGAAGAAAAGAUAAUGCAAUGUUUGCUGUAAAAGCUUUCCAUCCAUAUGAGGAUACAUUAACAAAAGGUCACGAAGAAGAAGAAAGUUAUACCGUUCAAUCAUACUUAAAAAAGAUUAAAGCAGAAUAUUGUAUUAGUUCAAUCCUUAAACAUCCAAAUAUUAUUUCUACUAUAGAAAUCAUUGAACAGGAUGAACAUACACUUUUACAAGUAAUGGAAUACGUUCAAUAUGAUCUUUUUGCAAUUGUAAUGAGUGAACAAUUGCAUUAUUCUGAAGCAUGUUGUUAUUUUUGGCAAUUAUUACAAGGUGUUCAAUAUUUACAUAAUAUUGGUCUUGCACAUCGAGAUUUAAAACUUGAUAAUUUAGUUGUUGAUAAGCAUGGACAAUUAAAAAUAAUUGAUUUUGGAGCAGCUGUGGUUUAUAAAUCACCAUAUACAGAUCAUUCAGUUGAAAAUAAUAAUGAAAUCACAAUGGCUAAAGGUAUAGUUGGUAGUGAUCCAUAUUUACCACCUGAAUUAUAUAUCUUUGAAACUUAUGAUCCAAGAGCAAUUGAUAUUUGGGCCAUUGGAAUUAUUUUUAUAUGUAUGAUCUUACGUAGUUUCCCAUGGAGAUAUCCACGUUUAAAAGAUUUAGGGUUUCGUAGAUUUUGUCUUUGUCGUCGAGGUGCAAAUACAUUAAAUGAAUUGGUUACAAGAGAUAAAACAAUUCCUGAAGAUGAUAUGAUAAUUCAAUAUGAGGAUGAAACUACAAGAAUCAUGGAGACCGAUGAGAAUGACAAUGACGAUAAUCACAUUAUUGGACCAAUGCGUCUAUUAGCGCCAUUACCUGAAGAGACUCAACAUGUACUAUUACGAAUUUUAGAUCCAUCACCAAUUCGUCGUCCAUCAAUUGAAAUGAUAUUAUCGGAUGAUUGGGUCCGUUCAAUUGAUUAUUGCCAAGAUAAUUUACACCAUGGUAAAGAUCAUGAACAUACAAGACUCGAUCCAACAAAAGCUCAUAUUGCCAAUUUACGUCCAAGUUCCGAUUAA
This is a messenger RNA of Maudiozyma saulgeensis, 1758 nucleotides long. Lineage: Eukaryota; Fungi; Ascomycota; Saccharomycetes; Saccharomycetales; Saccharomycetaceae. The record is from the annotation of a GenBank genome assembly.